Lutra lutra (Eurasian river otter) is the source of this 1232-nucleotide messenger RNA. RefSeq names its product interleukin-36 beta-like. Gene Ontology annotation, biological process: positive regulation of gene expression; inflammatory response to antigenic stimulus; positive regulation of T cell differentiation. Gene Ontology annotation, molecular function: cytokine activity. NCBI's taxonomy places the organism in Eukaryota, Metazoa, Chordata, Mammalia, Carnivora, Mustelidae. The record is from RefSeq and is a predicted model, not a curated record. Bases 402 to 899 code for a protein of 165 amino acids. The transcript has 6 exons.
CAGAAUCGCUCGAGCAAGGCAGAGGGGUUCCCAUUUACUUGGGAAUAGAGAAUCCAGAAAUGUGUUUGUCUUGUGAGGACAUUGAAGGGCAGCCCACAUUGCAACUGAAGAUCCUUAUUCCAGAAGUCUGGGAUAAACCCUAAGAUUCUGCAUUUCUGACAAGCUACCAGGUGAUGCGAAUGCUACUGGUCUACAGAUCAUGCUUUGAAUAUUGAAGAUGUAUAGAACAAGGACGGUUCCAUCUAAUAACUUGGUGAAAUGUGAACAGUGGUCAAACUGAAUGAUGGGAAUUGUGCUAUAGAAAUUGGGAAGGAUAUAUGGAACUGAGACCAGCUGCUGACAACCUCUUCUCUAUUAUCUGAUCUACCUUGUCCUCUAUCACAGGAAGAUCUGAAGCCAUCAUGGCUACCCCACAAGCGGUAGAGUUUCCCAGAAUCUUUGGUGUUCAUGAUUCUCAACAAAUGGUGUGGAUCCUGAGAGAAAAUUCACUAAUAGCAACUCCUUUUAGCAGCAAUGUCAAACCUGUCAGUCUUGAUUUAAUAACAUGUACAGACAAAGAAUUUCAUGAUGCGGGGAAAGGCAAUCCAGUUUACUUGGGAAUCAAGGGCAACCAUCUUUGUUUCUUCUGUGCAGAAAUUCAGGGCCAGCCUACUCUUCAGCUUAAGGAGAAAAAGAUCAUGGAUAUGUCCAAGGAGAAGAAAGCACAGAAGCCCUUUCUCUUUUUCCAUAGUAGGGAGGGGUCCACAUCUACCUUUCAGUCUGUUUCCUACCCGGACUGGUUCAUAGCCACUUCCAAAAUGGCAGGGCAGCCUGUUAUUCUCACCAAGGAGAGGGGCAAAAAUUACACCACUAACUUCUAUUUAGAGCCUGAGGACUAUAUUCAGCCUGUGAGAGCCUGAUUCCAGAACAGAGGAUCAAGCAGUCAGAGAACCUUCCAUUCUGAAACACCAUAUGUCAUCUUGAGAGACCAGCAUGCACUGAUGCCCAUCCAUAGCCCACCUCACUCUCAACACCCCAAACCACCUCUUCCUUUAGACAUCCAUUUCUGCACCAUGUCUCCCCUUCUGAACAUUAUUCUAGUAUAAAACCCGAGUCACUUUUUAAUUCUUUCCAGAUCUUGUCCCGCCAUCCACUUAGCUGCCACAUCCAGUUAAGUCAACAUCCAAAAUGCCUCCUGUACACACCUCUUUCUUCCUUUUCUUUCUGACAACCUAUGGCCUAGAGAUGUGAAU